AACUAACGUGCAACCUUGGGCAAAGACCGCUUCUGUCAAGGUGGAUGCGGGAUAUAACGCAGGGGGGUUGCUGCAAGGAUGUCUUUAUUUUCUGAUUGUCGCAGUAAGUUGUAGUCAUUGUUAUUGCCUAGACCAUUUAAUUAAUAUUCGCAAGAAAGUAACGCAAACGGGAAAAGAUGUGAUCUCUAGAAGUAAAAUGUGGUCAAAGAUUUCUUCUGAACAACCGAAAAAUUGUGAUAUGAUAGUGACAUUUUCAUCCACCACCAAACACGAAUCGAUACUUUGGCUUGUCAGUCUUUUCAGAAAAAGAGUUCCUCAACUUAUUGCUUCUAUACAUUAUCACAAGAAUACUUGCCAAUAUGCCUUAUACAUUUCUGCCCGUUAUAGUGACCUUCUUCGAGGUGCCGAAUUGAUUGGACUCAAAAAACCCAUCAUUCCACAGCAUGGCUAUGGUUGCCGCGAGUUUUCUGUCGAUGACUUGGAUCUGUUUGAAAACGUGACAGAAGAAACUAGUUUUCUUACAAGUCUUGAAAGAGGCAGUAUUUUACAGCAUUAUUUGAAUAGCCUACGUUCUGUUGCUGGGGAUAAAUGGGAUAAUGAGCUAAUUUUUGGUGAGGGACAAAGUAUAGGUAAGAAAAAUUUCGAUACUAUUAUGCACAUUUUUCGCGUACCCGCAUUGAUAUAG
Messenger RNA from Protopolystoma xenopodis, 685 nucleotides. Lineage: Eukaryota; Metazoa; Platyhelminthes; Monogenea; Polystomatidea; Polystomatidae. The record is from the annotation of a GenBank genome assembly.